Molecule: messenger RNA, 2934 nt
Organism: Stylonychia lemnae
Lineage: Eukaryota; Ciliophora; Spirotrichea; Sporadotrichida; Oxytrichidae
Source: the annotation of a GenBank genome assembly
AUGAGCAAAAGGAUCGAAGGUCAGUUAGACCAUUUCAUACAAGCAGUGAAAGAUAAUUAGAAAAGUUUGUUGAUAGCUGGAGCAGUAGCUGGAACUGCUGCUCUUGGCUUCUAUGGUUUUAAGAAAAUGCACCAUUCAAAUGAAAUGAAGCUAGUGUCUGACAAACAAUUCUCGCAACUUUCUACUUAGUACCCACUGCAGCUUAAUGAAGCAGUAUUCAGAGAGAGAUUUUUAUCAAACAUUCAAUAUGAUUUGGUACUUAAUUUACAUCCUAAAGAUUCCAUUUACUAUUCAGGAAGAAUCAAGAUUUCAUUCAUGGUAAACGAGUAAGUGAUUCAAGAAGAUUUGAAAAAUCUUUUUUUGGAUUUCCAUGGUCAAGGAAUCUCGGACAUGACAGUAAAUUAGAACCAUGUUCCAUUAUCCUCCUUAUGCUUUGACUCACAUAGAAUCAUGAUACCAUAUGAGAACAUCAAGCUGAAUGCUAUCAAUCAUCUCAUUAUCAAGUUCACAAAUACAUUUGAAGAAACUGGUAGAGGUGGAUUAAUGAAAUAUUUUAAUCCAGUUGACAAUGAGAUUUAUAUUUUCAGCAAUCUUGAACCAUUUAACUGCAACAGAUGGUUCCCAUGCUUUGACUAGCCAAGUUUGAGGGCUUCUCUGAAGCUUUAAGUAUUAUCACCAGAAGCAUAGUGGCAGAUUAUAUCAAAUGGAAAGAAGGUUAAUUCAAUGGCAGUUUCUGACAUAAACUCUAAAAAUCUUUUAGAUGACUUGGGAUGCUCAGAAUUUCUCGAGCCUUAUGAAGACAAGCAUCAUAGUUUACUAGUAAUUCAUUCCUUUGAAGAUACACCCUCAAUCAGUACUCACUUAUUUGGCCUUUUCUGUGGCAGGUUCAAAUGUUAUAUUGACUAAGACUAAGAAAAAUUCCCGAUCAGAUUGUUCCAAAGUCAUUAUCAUGACAUUAAGCAGAGUUUGUUAAUCGAACCAAAAGAAAUUUUUAGAAUUAUACAAGUAGGCCUCUAAUUUUAUGAAGAAUAAUACGGAAUCAAGUACCCCUUCUCCAAAUUAGAUCUAGUAUUCUGUCCUAAUUUGAAUACUGAGGCUAUUCACUCAGAAGGUACUAUUGUAUUAAAUUAGAACAAUUUUCUCGCAUAUCAUGAGUAAACUGGUGCCUUUAGAGAACUUCCAAUGAUCAAUGCUAGCCAAAGACUUACUCAAACUUUACUAGAAUAGUUAAGUCAAAUAUGGUUUGGUGAUCUUGUAUCUAUGAAGUGGUGGAAUGAUAUUUGGCUUACUCAAGCUUUUAAUAAGUUUAUGGCUCUCUAGUGUACAAAUCAAUGCAAUGAGCUCAAAAAAUACAGAUCUACUGAAAAUAUUAUGAUAGAUGCCAUUGCAUAAUCAUUAAUAUUUGAUACAUCUCCCUAUAUCUAAUCUUUAAAUUUUAGUGCUAUCAGUACCACAGAGGCUUUGACUCAAUAUGAAUCCGAAAAUGUCAAUAAAGGUGUGAUUUUCUUUUGGAUUUUGACUCAUAAUAUUGGAUAUAAAGGAUUUUAGGCUGGAAUCAAGGAAUAUUUUGCUAAAUAUAAGUUUCAAAAUACUGACACUAAGGAAUUAAUUGAUUCCUUCUAAAUAGGACUCUCUAGACUAGGCUCUAAUUAAGAAAUAAGAUUGUGGUGUAAUCUGUGGCUCUAAAAACAAGGAGUAAAUAUAAUUCACACAAUAAUAGAAAGAGACUUAAUAAACUAAAGCUUUACACUUAACUUGAAGGCUUCAAACUAAAAACAUGGAGACUAACAUUAUUUUGAUCAAAAAUUAGAUGUAGCCUUGUAUGAUUAAGACAUGAACGAGACAACAAUAGAAAAUGUAAGAAUUUAUGGAGAUCAUGUGAAAAAUAUAUUCUCCGGGAAUCUUGAGCUCUGUCCAGCUGCGAUAUUAGUAAACUCUAACUGUAAAGGUUACUGCAGAGUACACUUGGACUAGCAAUCAUUGAAUCACUUCUUGAUAAAUUUAUCAAAGGUAAAGAAUGCAGUUAAUAGAGCCUAUCUCUAUCGAGUUAUUUUUGAUCAGAUAAAGCUAAGAAAUUUGAAGCCUAAUGACUAUUUAGAAGCCUUAUUCACAGAAAUAGUUGUGGAAGAAAAUUUUACAAUCAUUCCAUCAAUCCUUAACGAUAUCAAUUAUUGUUUGAAAUACUAUUACACUAAUGGCGAAAGAAAAAUACUCUAAGGGAAAUACCAAAAAGUUUUAUUGAGUAUGAUCACACGAUCUGAGACUUUGAACUUAAAGAAUUACUUGACUAAGGAGCUCUUGGAAAAUGCAAUCAAUAUGGAUAGAGAUUCAGAAAUGCUAAUCUAAUGGCUCGAUCUAGGAAGAAUAACAAAUUAGUAGGACAAUAGUGUGGUGAACAUUCUUACUCAAGAACAUAAAUUUAUCAUAGUCAGAUUGCUUCACAGAUCUAGAAAUAUUUCACUGUUUGAUCUUAGAAAGAGACUAGAAGAUGUGAGUUCUUCCAUUUAUCUCCAAAAUCAGUAUCUUAAGGAUGUGUACAAUAUUGAAAUUGAGUCAAGUUUCUAUGAAGAUGAGUAAAAGUAAAAAGUUUGGGACAAAUAUGUAUCUGGUGAAUACAAUAUUGAAGACUUUAAAAUUUCAAGCAGAUAUUUCUACAACCUAGAAGAUGAUGAGAUGUGUGAGAUUUAUGGGUCUAAAUUCUUCAAAGUAAUUGAAUAGGUAUUCAAGGAACGCGACUACUAAUAUGCCAAGAUAUUUUUCUAAAACUUAUCUCCUGUGUUCCUUGGUAGAGAACACUAUUUAGAUGAUUUACUUAAGAUACUGGAAAGAUAAGUCAAAGAGAACAAUCACUUAUUUGUCAAGUUACUCAAAUACGAAAUUGAGCUUUUGGAGGAAAUUAUUGAGAUUAGAUCUACUCAAAAUGUUAUCAUGUGA